Ceratina calcarata is the source of this 451-nucleotide messenger RNA. Its product is annotated as mitochondrial import inner membrane translocase subunit Tim13. The record is from RefSeq and is a predicted model, not a curated record. Lineage: Eukaryota; Metazoa; Arthropoda; Insecta; Hymenoptera; Apidae. The coding region runs from base 138 to 410 and encodes 90 amino acids. The transcript is spliced from 3 exons.
AUGCAGUUUCACGUGCUUCCGGUUGAUCGAUCGAACCGGUGCGGACACAGAAAUUUCGGAAUAAUUAAGGGGGGCAAAGUGAUUUUCUUUCUAGUAUUACUAAAUAAAUAGAAACUAUUUAACAAUCGCCUGUAAAUAUGAACGCCCUUGCAUCUGAGUCUUUGUCUGACAGGGAAAAGAGUGAACUUAUGGAACAAAUUAAACAGCAAGUUGCUGUAGCAAACGCGAACGAAUUGAUCACGAAAAUGUCCGAGAAAUGUUUCAGAAAAUGCGUAGUCAGGCCUGGCACUUCUUUGGAUAGUUCAGAACAGAAAUGUGUAGCAAUGUGUAUGGACCGAUAUAUGGAUGCGUACAAUCUUGUUUUAAAUACGUAUAGUGCUCGAAUACAAAGAGAGCAGGACAGAAUGUAACAGUACAAAUUGUUAAAUAAAUUGUUUCUGGUUGUACAUUA